AUGUCUGCACUCCUGUCGUCGACGUUCUGGCUGCUCCUGAACACCCCUAUGGUGCCGCCCGAGCCCAAGACAAGGACGAAAUCUGUGCCGAUGGUCGACUUGAACCGUACCAAAUCGAAGCGCUCUAGGAGGAGUCCAUCGACCUCCAGCGUCGACAGCGAUGUUAGCAGCGUCGACGUCGCCGUGUCCGAUACAGACGCCCCUGCAUCUUGA
Molecule: messenger RNA, 213 nt
Organism: Trametes versicolor FP-101664 SS1
Lineage: Eukaryota; Fungi; Basidiomycota; Agaricomycetes; Polyporales; Polyporaceae
Exons: 2
Coding region: 1-213 (70 amino acids)
Source: RefSeq, a predicted model, not a curated record